GCGCACCCGCAGCAGCGCCCGCUCCGUCGGCGAGCGGCAGAGGCAGCUCCGGCCGCGCCUGCCCCGGCCCGCGGCACCCCGCGCAGGUAAGGCGUGUCCGCGGUGCGGGCAGAGCGGUGCCGGGGAGGACGAGCCCCGCUGUGCCGCUGCGGAAGGAGGAGGAAGAGGAGAAGGAGGCGCGAGAGGCUGAUUAGAAACAAAAACAAUAGAGGAGUUCACCCCCUGGAUCUUAGCCUUGGCCUUUUACAAGCAGGCAGAAGAGGAGCUGUCAGGCUGUGCAUGUCAAGUAGCCGCCCAGCUGUUUGACAGCUUCUGGGUUUCAACCCCAUUGGGAUUGAGGCAGCUCAGGAAACCAUGAGCGAUGAGUCCUGUCGCCUGCUGAUACUGCUCCAGCACCAUGGCAGGCAUUCCGUGAUCUGACAAGAGGAUACGUCUUGGGGAGGCUGCGCUGGGAUCCGUAAUUGGCUUCCUGGGAAACUACAGCUGGUGGAUAGGAUGUAAAAAGAGGUGCAUAAGCAUUGGGAUAUUGCUACAGUCUUGCCGAGCUCCUGGAUCUGCUUGGAGGAGAGGAUUUUGCCACCAGCCUUGUUUUUAUAUCUCCCGCUUUAGUAAUGUUGGCUUUGGGGAAAAUUUCUGCUGACUCACCCACGCCCAGACACCUUUCUCAAAACCUGGCUGAUCAGUGAAGAAUACCACCAACACCUUCUUCCCUCUGACCCCCUUAGAGUCCCCCUCCAUCCCGCGGGGUCCCUGCAGCCCCCCCGUCCUGUGGCGGGGGUGAGCACACCUGAAGCUCCGAGCGUGGCUGGUGUCCAGCAAGAUUUUACCCUGUCUGCCCCUGGGGCCCCAGCGCCGCCCCCCGCCGGCACUGCCGCCCCACUCGCUCGCCCCAGGCCGCGCAGGAUGGGGGCGGCGCUGGUGCGGCGUGGGGGCUGCCUGCUGCUCUGGCUGGCCCUGCUGCUGGGCUGCUGGGCUGAGCUGGGCAGUGGGCUGGAGUUCCCAGGGGCUGAGGGGCAGUGGACCCGCUUCCCCAAGUGGAAUGCCUGCUGUGAGAGCGAGAUGAGCUUCAACAUGAAGACACGCAGUUCCAGCGGGCUGGUGCUCUACUUUGAUGAUGAGGGCUUCUGUGACUUCCUGGAGCUCAUCCUUACCCAGGGUGGGCGGCUGCAGCUCAGUUUCUCCAUCUUCUGUGCCGAGCCUGCCACCUUGCUCUCUGACAUGGCGGUCAACGACAACCUUUGGCAUGCUGUGGUCAUCCGCCGCCACUUCAAGAACACCACUCUGAUCAUUGACCGGGCUGAGGCGAAGUGGGUGGAGGUGAAGUCCAAACGACGGGACAUGACUGUGUUCAGUGGCCUCUUCUUGGGGGGGCUUCCGCCGGAGCUGCGAUCAGCAACACUAAAGCUGACACUCUCCUCUGUCAAGGACCGGGAGCCCUUCAAGGGCUGGAUAACGGAUGUUCGGGUCAACUACACACAGACAUUGCCGGUGGAGAGCCAGGAGGUGCGGCUGGACGAUGAGCAGAGCCGCCUGUGUGCUCGGGAGGAUGUUUGCCUCAAUGGAGGUGUCUGCUCGGUGCUCAACGACCAGGCUGUCUGCGACUGCUCCCAAACAGGCUUUCGGGGGAAGGACUGCAGUGAAGAAGACAACUAUGUGGAAGGUCUGGCGCACCUGAUGAUGGGCGACCAAGGUAAAAGUAAAGGAAAAGAAGAAUAUAUUGCAACGUUCAAGGGAUCAGAAUACUUCUGCUAUGAUUUAUCUCAGAAUCCCAUACAGAGUAGCAGUGAUGAAAUAACUCUAUCAUUUAAAACACUUCAGAGAAACGGACUGAUGCUUCACACAGGAAAAUCAGCUGACUAUGUCAAUCUUGCACUGAAAAAUGGAGCUGUCUCCUUGGUCAUUAAUUUGGGCUCAGGGGCCUUUGAAGCACUGGUGGAACCUGUGAAUGGGAAAUUUAAUGACAAUGCCUGGCAUGAUGUGAAAGUAACCAGGAAUCUGCGUCAGCACUCAGGCAUUGGACACGCUAUGGUAAACAAACUACAUUGUUCGGUGACAAUAUCAGUGGAUGGAAUUCUGACCACUACGGGAUACACGCAAGAAGACUACACCAUGCUGGGCUCUGAUGACUUUUUCUAUGUUGGUGGCAGUCCUAGCACAGCAGACCUCCCAGGGUCACCAGUCAGUAACAACUUUAUGGGCUGUCUCAAAGAGGUUGUAUAUAAGAAUAAUGAUGUGAGGUUGGAGUUAUCUCGACUUGCCAAGCAAGGAGACCCUAAAAUGAAGAUUCAUGGGGUAGUAGCCUUUAAAUGUGAGAAUGUUGCAACCUUAGAUCCUAUCACUUUUGAAACACCAGAGUCUUUCAUCUCUUUGCCAAAGUGGAAUGCCAAGAAAACAGGCUCAAUAUCAUUUGACUUUCGUACAACUGAGCCAAAUGGUUUGAUUCUUUUCAGUCAUGGAAAGCCAAGGCACCAAAAAGAUGCCAAACACCCACAGAUGGUGAAAGUUGACUUUUUUGCCAUUGAGAUGCUUGAUGGCCACCUCUACCUGCUGUUAGACAUGGGAUCAGGUACUAUAAAAAUAAAAGCCUUGCAGAAGAAGGUGAAUGAUGGUGAAUGGUACCAUGUGGACUUUCAAAGGGAUGGACGGUCAGGGACCAUAUCUGUGAACACAUUACGUACACCAUAUACUGCACCAGGGGAAAGUGAAAUCCUUGACUUGGAUGAUGACUUGUAUCUUGGAGGCUUACCAGAAAAUAAAGCAGGUCUGGUCUUCCCAACAGAGGUGUGGACAGCGCUUCUCAAUUAUGGAUAUGUUGGCUGCAUUAGAGAUUUAUUUAUUGAUGGCCAAAGCAAAGAUAUUCGACAGAUGGCUGAAAUUCAAAGUACAGCUGGAGUAAAACCCUCAUGCUCAAGAGAAACUGCAAAGCCAUGCCUUAGCAAUCCCUGUAAAAACAAUGGUGUAUGCAGGGAUGGGUGGAACAGAUAUGUUUGUGAUUGCUCUGGGACAGGGUACCUUGGCAGAUCUUGUGAAAGAGAGGCAACAAUAUUAAGCUAUGAUGGAAGUAUGUUUAUGAAAAUACAGCUCCCUGUUGUGAUGCACACAGAGGCAGAAGAUGUUUCUUUACGGUUCAGGUCUCAACGAGCUUAUGGCAUUUUAAUGGCAACAACUUCCAGGGAGUCUGCCGAUACCCUCCGGUUGGAAUUGGAUGCAGGACGAGUUAAACUAACUGUCAACCUAGACUGUAUCAGGAUUAACUGUAAUUCCAGCAAAGGUCCAGAAACCCUUUUUGCUGGCUAUAACCUCAAUGAUAAUGAGUGGCACACAGUGCGUGUGGUUCGGCGAGGAAAAAGUUUAAAGUUAAUGGUGGAUGACCAGCAGGCCAUGACAGGUCAAAUGGCUGGUGAUCACACACGGCUGGAAUUCCACAACAUAGAGACUGGAAUAAUAACAGAACGCCGCUACCUGUCUUCUGUACCUUCUAAUUUCAUUGGCCAUCUACAGAGCCUUACAUUUAAUGGCAUGGCAUACAUUGACUUAUGUAAAAACGGAGACAUCGAUUAUUGUGAGCUAAAUGCAAGAUUUGGGUUCAGAAACAUCAUAGCAGACCCUGUAACCUUUAAAACAAAAGCAAGUUAUGUUGCGUUGGCCACAUUACAAGCAUAUACAUCUAUGCACCUUUUUUUCCAGUUCAAAACCACCUCUCUGGAUGGACUGAUACUUUAUAACAGUGGCGAUGGAAAUGAUUUCAUUGUGGUUGAGUUAGUAAAAGGAUAUUUACACUAUGUGUUUGACUUGGGAAAUGGUGCCAAUCUCAUCAAAGGAAGUUCUAAUAAACCUCUGAAUGACAACCAGUGGCAUAAUGUGAUGAUAUCAAGGGAUACCAACAAUCUCCACACUGUAAAGAUUGACACAAAAAUCACAACACAGAGCACAGCAGGAGCCAGAAAUUUAGAUCUCAAAAGUGAUUUGUACAUUGGAGGAGUGGCCAAAGAAAUGUACAAGUCCUUACCAAAGCUGGUGCAUGCAAAGGAGGGUUUUCAAGGCUGUCUUGCAUCAGUUGAUUUGAAUGGACGGCUCCCUGAUCUAAUCUCAGAUGCUCUCUUCUGCAAUGGGCAAAUAGAAAGAGGAUGUGAAGUUGCAUUGAUGAAAGCUGAUUUGCAAGGCCCCAGCACAACGUGCCAAGAGGAUUCGUGUGCAAACCAGGGAGUGUGCUUGCAGCAGUGGGAUGGAUUCAGUUGUGACUGUAGCAUGACCUCCUUUAGCGGACCAUUAUGCAAUGACCCGGGAACAACGUAUAUCUUUAGCAAAGGUGGUGGACAAAUCACUUACACAUGGCCUCCGAAUGAUCGCCCAAGCACUCGCGCAGACAGAUUGGCAAUAGGGUUUAGUACUGUUCAAAAAGAAGCCGUGUUGGUACGAGUGGACAGUUCUACUGGGCUUGGAGACUAUUUAGAGCUGCACAUUCACCAGGGAAAAAUUGGAGUAAAAUUUAAUGUUGGAACGGAUGACAUCGCUAUCGAAGAAAUCAACGCAAUCAUUAAUGAUGGAAAAUACCACGUAGUGCGUUUCACAAGAAGUGGUGGCAAUGCCACAUUACAGGUGGACAACUGGCCAGUUAUCGAACGCUACCCAGCAGGACAUAAGGUUACGGCAGGUCUAUUUGUAGACAGCAGAAGAAACAAUGAUAACGAGCGCCUGGCGAUUGCUAGACAGCGAAUUCCAUAUCGACUUGGUCGAGUAGUUGAUGAAUGGCUACUCGACAAAGGGCGUCAACUCACAAUCUUCAAUAGCCAAGCAACCAUAAAAAUUGGAGGCAAGGAACGGGGCCAUCCUUUCCAGGGCCAGCUCUCUGGUCUGUACUACAAUGGCUUGAAAGUUCUGAAUAUGGCAGCAGAAAAUGAUGCCAACAUCGUGAUAGAAGGAAAUGUGAGACUUGUUGGUGAAGUGCCUUCCUCCAUGACAACCGAGUCCACAGCCACAGCGAUGCAAUCUGAGAUGUCAACAUCGGUCAUGGAAACCACCACCACUUUGGCCACGAGCACCGCUAGGAGAGGAAAGGCCCCAACAAAGGAACCUAUUGGCCAGACCACAGAUGACAUCCUGGUGGCCUCGGCUGAAUGUCCCAGCGAUGAUGAGGACAUUGAUCCCUGUGAGCCGAGCUCAGGUGGGUUAGCAAAUCCUACCAGGGCAGGAGGAGGAAGGGAGUAUCCUGGCUCAUCUGAAGUGAUUCGUGAAUCCAGCAGCACAACAGGCAUGGUAGUUGGGAUCGUGGCGGCGGCAGCGCUGUGUAUCCUCAUCCUCCUGUACGCCAUGUACAAGUACAGGAACAGGGACGAAGGGUCGUAUCACGUAGACGAGAGUCGAAACUACAUCAGUAACUCAGCACAAUCCAAUGGGGCUGUAAUCAAGGAAAAACAGCCCAACAGCGCUAAAAGUUCCAACAAAAACAAGAAAAAUAAGGAUAAGGAGUACUAUGUCUGAUCUCAACAUCUAAAUGAACGCUUGUAUAGAAAUAGUCUUCAUUUUAUCUGAGACAUAAUACAAACUUAUUUACUUUACUUUUUAUGAAGCACAUUCAAAAACAAAACAAACAAACAAACAAAAAAAAAGACAGGGAAUGCAAUCAGAAAGGAAAGACUGUUUUUAAAAACAAGCAUUUCAUGCUCUUGUUUUUCAGAAACGGGAGCUGAUAAAUUCCCUAACAUCCACAGUGUUUUCAUUUACUCUGCCUGUCUUUAUGUUGCUGGAACAGUUCCGAAAGACAAUGAUGGCACCACGCAUUCAUAAAGCAAGGAGUAUUACUACAACAUCGAGGCACAAUAUGAAACAAAACAAAUUUAAAACAAAACAGGAAAAAACAAACAAACAGACAGAAAAAAAGAAGCUACCUAUGAUUCUGGAUUUAGCCAAAGUGCUAGUGCUUUCUUGAGAAGUAAGUUAGUCUUAUUGUCAGAGAAGACUGUCAUUAUAUAUGGUGACUCAACAAGCAAACAUAGACAGUUUGCCGUCUGGUGCAGUGAAGCAGUGAUUGGAAACUUGCAUUUGAAACAAAGUGCUGGCUUUUCUGAAGACUUAUGUAGAAAUACUUUCAAAAAGCCCCUUUCUGGUUGUGAGGAAAAUAGUACGGAGGCCUUAUUUUCAAAAACAAAAACAAAAACAAAAAAUCUGGAAUAUAAGGCACAUUUCCACAAAAAUAAAAAAUCAAAAAAGAAAGAAAGACAAGGAAACAAGAGGGCAUAGAUGCAAUCAUUGGGAAAUUUUCAUGCACGCUUAAUAUGUUAUUACAUAUGUUUAUAUAAAAACACAUCUAUAUGUGCUUUCUGGACUGUGAUAAGUGAUGUUUUAUAGCCUGUUGUAUAGAAAAUGCAAACUAUAUCUGCUCUUCAGCCAUUUUUGGUAAACUCAAUGUUAUAAGUGUUGCUAGGUAUAGAGAGUUUUAUGACAUCUGGAGCAACAGACAUACUUCUUUUUUUUUGCAGCCAUUAUAAAUUGUCACAGACUUUUCUUUUUUUCUUUUUCCCUUCGUUUUUCUUUUUUGCAUUUUAAUUUACAGUGUAGUGGUUAUACUAAGGGGGACGUGUAUGAAUGUAUAUAAGAGUCAGCUAAUUUUUUUCUUACCUGUACAGCCUCUAUUCUGUUGCAAUUAAGUUCUCGUAGUUUGUAUGAAAGAAGUGGACUAGAAAGCAAAAAUAUAUAUCUAUUGUAAUUUUUCUUCUCCCUCCUGUCCCCAUCUCUCACUCCUGAUUAUGCAUCAAUGAAGUUGAUCAGAAUAGCCAAUUUUCCUAGAAAUAUACUUUCAUUAAUUAGCUGAAUAUUUAGAGACCAGUCUUUGGCUUACAGUCAGAGCUUCACUAUGGAAGAGCAUGGUUUGCCUUACAGGAACUUCUUAGAAAAUUAUGAGAACGAUGAGUUUCUUGAGGAUCUUAGGAAGUACCAUAUAGUGUUGAUCUGGCAUUCAGUUUUAUGAACAGCAGUUACUACAGCAUUGAAUGGUAAAAGUUCUACAAAGGCCCAUUUUAAUUAUCCAGGCUGAAUCUACUACAGCAUUUACCCCUUUCUCCAAAAAGCAAAUAAUUUCGAGGUGCACGAUAGUAUUUUUCAGUGGUGGGCAUUUUGGCACAUAAAAAAAUAUUAUUUAGCUAAGUUGAUUGUGCAGUAUUGCAAGGCAUCAUAACCAGAUAAAUAUAAGUUCAUCAUGUUUUAAAUUAAUAGCUUUUCUCGCAUAUAUGAAGCAUUAAUGCAUUUUAGUUAAAUGUAUUAAAUCUAUUGCUAUAUUUUACAUGUUAAAGGGUUGGGGUUUGUUUUUGGCUUUUUUUUUUUUUUUUCCAGUAUUGUUUUGUUAGGUUCACAGCAAUAAAUCACAGCGUAACAUUUUAUUUACAUGGAAGUUCAAAGGGAAUACAUUAGAUGGAACGAGGGUAGUUUGAUGGAAAUCAACCAAAUCAUUGGAUGGCCUCCUGAGAGGGAAUAUGGAUGUUCACAGUUUACAGGCAGGAAGGAGGAAUAUCAAAUUAGCUUUAAACAGCAGGCACAAAACAUUUUGUUGUGUGUUACUCACUGUAGCUGAUGAAAAAUGCUGGAGACUGGUACAGCUAUCUGGGAGUCAGAGCACUUUAAAAAUACAUGUAGCUGACACAAAAAAUGCCUCUUUUGAAGGUUGCCAACUACAACAAGGUGCAUUAUGUUUGUAUUUAUGAAAUGAUUUUUAUUUUUUUAUUUUUUUUUUCUUUUCAGAGAAAUGAGAACAGCUUCACAAAAUCCAUUCAAAACUCAUUUCACAGAUGGUUGUUCACGUACAGCAUUCAUAAUUCCUCCCACCUUUGCAAGACAGCUGUACUCAGGGAAAGGCAGGGUGAGUUAUACUGAGGGUCAUUGCUGGGAGCAAGAGACUUGAGCUGGAGGCAGGAGAGAAGUUGAAAGCCAGAUGGUGGUCAGUACUGAAAGAUUUCAUUGCUUAAAGAAAUGUGGAAAAACAAGAAUAAACUGAUGGCAGGAGAUGGGACAUGGCAGAAUAUGGUUUGGGUGAGAUGCAAUGGUCUUUUCAGCUUGGUAUUGAUUGCAUUCAUGAAAUAGCAUGGUUAGGUCAACUUCCAGGCAGUUUGGUAGAUUAAUCUUUAAAUAAAACCACACAUCAAGGAAAAAACGUUCUGCUACUACCAUGAGAAGCAAACACAAUUUUAAUACUGUUUCUGAAGGUUCUCCUUUUUCCUCUUUAAUUUUGUAAUUUAACAACAAAACAAAAACAAAUAUGGAUAUAUCAGAAGUGCCAGCAAGUGGAUUUAAUAUUCCUUUGUGUUUAAAAACAGCAGCAACAACAAGCAAACAGACAUAAAACAACUACCUAACAUAAAAUCGGAUCCCUACUCUAUAAUAAUCUAAUUUGUUUGACUGAGAUGGCUUCAUUUCUAUGACUGUAUUGUGUUGCCUUUUUUAACAAAACACUAAAUAAUGUGUGAAACUUUCAACCCUAAGACAUCGAAGAGAGGCCCAAUGCCCCUAACCUUAUAGUGCUUUCUGUGAUAGAUAUUUACGAUUUUUUUAUUUGUUGCAAGGCCAAUUUAUUCAUUAUCGGAAAUGCUAAGCAAGUGGAAUUUACUGUUUUGUUAAUAAAAAAUGUUUCUUAAUACAAAA
Molecule: messenger RNA, 8631 nt
Organism: Coturnix japonica (Japanese quail)
Lineage: Eukaryota; Metazoa; Chordata; Aves; Galliformes; Phasianidae
Gene: NRXN1
Product: neurexin 1
Source: RefSeq, a predicted model, not a curated record